Molecule: messenger RNA, 870 nt
Organism: Morus notabilis
Lineage: Eukaryota; Viridiplantae; Streptophyta; Magnoliopsida; Rosales; Moraceae
Product: aquaporin NIP2-2
Exons: 6
Coding region: 1-870 (289 amino acids)
Biological process (GO): transmembrane transport
Cellular component (GO): membrane
Molecular function (GO): channel activity
Source: RefSeq, a predicted model, not a curated record
AUGGACAGAAUAGAACCAGCCGUGGCAAGCUUGAGUGAGAACGCGAACGCAUUGGUGGUCCCAGUUAAUGAGAGUCCUAAACCACAAAAUCAGACCCCCCCAUCCCCUCUUUGGGUAAUGUAUAAGGAGCAAUAUGAAUCUGGUUUAUAUAAAAAGGUGCUAGCGGAGGUGAUAGCGACCUACCUGCUGGUGUUUGCUACUUGCGGCGCGGGGGCAAUCAGCGCAAACGAUCCACGGAGGGUGUCGCAGCUGGGAGCCUCGGUGGCGGGUGGCCUUAUUGUGACAGUGAUGAUCUACGCUGUUGGCCACAUCUCCGGUGCCCACAUGAAUCCUGCCGUUACUCUCGCUUUUGCUGCCGUUCGACAUUUUCCUUGGAAGCAGGUCCCGCUGUAUGCAGCGGCUCAACUCACAGGAGCUAUUUCGGCUGCAUUUACCCUAAGAGAAAUUCUUGACCCCAUUAAGCGUAUUGGCACAACAUCACCUUCUGGAACAGAUUCGCAAGCUUUGGCAAUGGAGAUUGUCGUCACAUUUACCAUGAUGUUUGUCACCUCAGCUGUGGCAACUGAUACUAAAGCUAUAGGGGAGCUAGCAGGGAUAGCAGUUGGUUCAUCAGUGUGCAUAACAUCAAUCUUAGCUGGGCCAGUAUCGGGAGGAUCGAUGAACCCGGCAAGAACAAUAGGGCCAGCAAUUGCUAGUAAGUACUACAAAGGGAUUUGGGUGUACAUGGUGGGCCCAUUUAUUGGAACACUCCUGGGCUCCUUGACUUACAAAGUGAUUCGGGUCAGUGACAAGCCGGCCCACGCUAUGACUCCGUCGUUUUCCUUUAAACUCCCUCGAAGGAAGACUAGUAAAAGGCCAACAAAUAAAUAG